AUGAAGAGGAAGAGAAGAGAAGAGAAGGGGGUGGAGAGAUUUUCGAGGCCUGCUUCAAGGCUAAAAGUGGGGGUAUGUACUUUGCCCAUGCAAACUCCUACCCUUGGAUUUUGUGUCCAACGCUACCUGCAAAUUGCAACAUUCAAGCCUGAAAAGUUUUGGGCUUUGUAUCCUUAUAUAAUACUUAGUGGGUAUGAACUUAAACUGGAAUGGGAGCGUAACAGGUUGUUUGACUCAGAUGUUGCUGAGAUGUUUCAAAGGAUAGUAAUGGAGGAUGGACUCGUGGAAGUUGUUUCUGUAUCAGAAAAACAGGAGUGCAAAAGUUGUCCUUCUGGUCUUAAUACUGUGAAUCUUCUGAAGGUCAGAACAAAUAUGGAUUUGUAG
This is a messenger RNA of Ilex paraguariensis (yerba mate), 384 nucleotides long. The record is from the annotation of a GenBank genome assembly. Lineage: Eukaryota; Viridiplantae; Streptophyta; Magnoliopsida; Aquifoliales; Aquifoliaceae.